UGCUACGAGCUAUGACGCACGGGGCGCCAAAAUCAAAACUGCGCAAGAAGCAAUUGUUUCGUAGCGACAUAUUUGUGGGAUAAACACGGAUUUUUUUGACAAAGUCCGGCAAAAGACAUGGAAGGAUCGUCUAAGGGAGGUAAUCAGCUCUAUCAGCUACUAUUAUUUACCCGCUAUUGCAUUACGACAAGCCAAUGCAGUUUGUUUUAGCCCUACUUGCUAAUGCUAACCGAAGAGCGUCUUUAGACCCUCUUGCAUGAUAGCGGAGAGUGGGGUAAGAUGAGCCAUUUUUCAUAUUUCGGAUCACUACAUCAAGGCAAUCAUAGUUUGUCUCUAACUAGUUUAUCUGUAUAUAUUUCAAGAUGUUGUGCAUCCCUGCAAACCAACAGAAUGAUUGUAAACAUAACUGUCUUGAUAAUAAAGCAUGCAAAAAAAAAAGUGGUCCCCACUCUCCCCUAAUCCAGUCCUGUCGGAGAAGUCUGCGUUUGUUGGUUUUGGAUUAGUAACAGCUGACCUAGAAACUAAAAAUGAGAUGGUAACUUUAGCAUCUUCAGGCCAAUUUAGGAGUGUACUAUUCACAACUUUGAGUCAUGUCUCUUGAAUGUUAAUCUGAAAGAAUUUGUCAUCCUCAGGUGUUUUAAGUCACUUGAGUCUCCUGGAAGCGAAAGCAAGAAGUCGGAAAACUCAGCUUCAUCAAAUAAAGGAGCUGAGAGACAAAGUUGAAGCAUUAAGGAUUCAAAGAGACCAGCUGAGAGCAGAGAUAGAAACUCACAAGGUGAAGGAAUUUGAGUGUAUAUGACAGAUUUUUACUUUCUUACAGCUCUUGAUUAGCUUUGUUUGCAUCAAUAAGUGGUUGAAAAAGGAAAAUGAUUUUUGAGCAAGGUGAAAAACUGCCUGGUGGUGUGACAAAUCAAAAUGUGACAUUCAUUUUGAAAAUAGUGGAUUAAGGGAGGGACCACUCAGCUUGAAUACUGAGUCAGGAAUCAGUGAUAUACCUUAUUAAAGCUGCAUUCUCUGUUGCUGGACCCAGAAAUACACCACAAAGACCUCCAAGAAAAGUAAAAUUAUAUCAGGUGAAAUUUUGUCUCAGGCAUGCAGCAAUAUUUCAUAGAGUAAAAAAGAGAGAAAGGUCCAAUAACCCCAAUAACUAUUAUACUUGUGUCUGACCUGUUUAUGUUUACUCUGCCACAGAUUCUUCAGAAAGUGAGAGCCUCUUUGGAUAAAAAGUGCACAAAGGGAGGUGAAGAGGAAGAACUACAGGUGAAGGAGGGAGAGAAGAUGAAUGAAGACUCUGAGCAUUCACAGCUACUGCGACUCAUGGCCCGACACACUCAACUAAAGGACCUUCUACAUGCUCAUCACAUCAUUGGUACCACUACAAGUUUUUAUAAAACCAUGUGUUUUUCAUUUCUUGCAGAGAUUCUUUGUGAUUGUAACUAACAUCUAUGUAUCCUCAAUAUUCCCUCUCUUUUAUUUAAUCAUGUCACAAGGUGGGUACAACAUCACAAAGACAAUUCAAGGCAGGAGAGUGUGUGCAUCUCUAGCCACGGCCUAUGAAGGAGUCUACUUAGAAACCUACAACGUGGAGUUCGACUUGAAGCCAACUGUGAGGAUCAGGCGCCAUGAUGUUCCUCCGUUCAUUCCUGUAGACAGCUUGGCUGAGCAGAGCAACAUGCAGACAGACAUCAGAGCAUUUUUGGAUACCCUCAGCAAAUAUCUCAACGGCUAUGCAGGUCGCAAGCAGCAGCUGAAGCUUGUGAAGGUAUCAGACUUUAUUUUUAUUACAUGUGUUCGAUCAAAUCUCUUAAAGGUACAAGUAAAAAUAAAGUUAAAACAAGGGAACAGUGUUUUUUUUUUUUUUUUCUUCAUACAUUUAUUAAGCCUUUGCCCUUUUCUCGUUAGAGGAAAAACACACUUUCCUUCCUGCUUGUUUACAGGAACGCCACAAGUCUGUGGAAGUGAUGGAGAGUAACGUUUUGUGUUCGAUCCUGGUGAUGCUGUUGACCGUGCCAGGAGAGAGGGUGACUGUUCUCUGCACGCUGAAGUACACCGACCACACCAGAUGUCUCCCUACAGGGGUCUACGUCCAGUGUGAAGGUAGCAUAGCAAUACAUCACUUAACAUCAUACCACCUGUUACAAGACAGAUUUUCUUCUAGAAGAAAACUUGCGCAUUAUAAGAUACAUUUUGCAGUCUGUAAUGCACAUUCUGUAAUUCCUGUGAUUACAUUUAUUCAUACACUUACAUUUUCUUUGUAAUUUCCACUUUUAGCGGACAAGGAGCUCCCUGAUUCCCCACAGUGGAAGAAUAACUGCAGCCUGCUCAUGGAGACUCCUGUGCACAAGGCUUUGACGAUUAUGAGGGACCGGUGGAUUAUUGCAUAGUUUAUCCAGAAACAAAUGUUGGUUAUAUAUAUUAUUGUUGUUUAUAGUAAAUUGCAUUCAUUCUUGCAGAUCUUCAAAUGUUAAACUGUUGGAGUAAGGUUCCUCUGUGGAUGUUCCACUUGUGUUUCCAUGGUGCUUUUGUCUCAUCUUGUCUAUAAAUGCCGCCACCUUCUGGUGUAGAGUCUCCAUUUGAAACUGCCUCAGCUCCUCCACCUCCUCUCUGUCUUUCUGCUGCUGCCUGGCCAGCUCUUUUUCUGAUAUUGAGUCGAUAGCUGCGAUGCUUUUCAUCUGCCUGAAAGACAGGCUGCUCUGGAUGUUUCCUCUGUGUCUCACUGAGCUGGUAGGUUUGACAAACAGCAGCGGCGGCGGAGCUGAUAUGGAGCGACUCUUCUCCACCUGGUGCUUUUCUUUACUGGAAUACAUUCUUCUACUGUCAGACAUUUGAAAACCUCUAAAGUGCACCGCAGUAUUUUUGUAUUCCCAAAUAUCUUUCAUAGCGAUGUUGACCGUAGCUUUGGGCUCACAUACUUUCACCGUCAGCAGUCUUCUGUGUUCAUUGAGAACUGAAUCUCUCCUUUGAUGAAGCAUUUUCAGAGUGUGCCUGUACUGUUUAUCCAACAGGUUCAGUCUUCGCUGCAGAUCUCUCUCCUCCUUUUGGUUCAGUACUCUAAGAUUUCUCUUCAGCACAGCAGGUCCUUUGAAACUUUGAUCCAUAACACAAAAGAGCUAGAGGGGAAAAUAUGCAUUGUAUGUCAUCACAUCCACAUUUCAGUAUUUAUUUUAUUACUAAAGCACAGUAUGUCCUUUCCCUACCUGUUUCAGUGUUUACCCCAGAGAGCUUUGUCAUGAGUGUGCUUGCUGCUAUGGCUGCCUCAUGGAUGUUACGUGAUAGCCUAUUAAAGGAGAGCAAAAGUGGAAG
Messenger RNA from Xyrichtys novacula (pearly razorfish), 3303 nucleotides. The record is from the annotation of a GenBank genome assembly. Lineage: Eukaryota; Metazoa; Chordata; Actinopteri; Labriformes; Labridae.